Molecule: messenger RNA, 804 nt
Organism: Sparassis crispa
Lineage: Eukaryota; Fungi; Basidiomycota; Agaricomycetes; Polyporales; Sparassidaceae
Exons: 1
Coding region: 1-804 (267 amino acids)
Source: RefSeq, a predicted model, not a curated record
AUGCGCCCAAUUGUUGUCGCGGACAUUCAGUCCUCAAUUUCUCUCAAACGUCCAGUGCUCUUCCUCGACGCUAAUCAGCUUUCUUGCCGCUGGCUGUUCAUAGCAGCUUUUCGAGGGCACAUAACAAGCCUUGGUGGGAUCGCCUUCCCUGAAGAGAUAUGGCGCUACAUUCAGUCCGAGAUUGAGUUCUCAGAGCCAGAGUGGGUAGCUGUUCGUCCCGACCCUGGUGUGGUGGACGUGGCUGAAAGUCUCGUCGCCAUCCGCUGCACCGAGAUCGCCCUCUCCGAGAUCGUGGACAUCAUCAAGAAUGCAGAUGACGUCCACACGUACGAAAAACUGUUUGCCGACACUACGGACGAGUCGAUGCAGUCGGACUUUUUGUCAAUUGGUGAUAGGCCUCUUCGAACGUUCACCGUGACGUAUCAACUCCCCUUCGCCUCCGGUGGAGAACAAAUCGCGCCUCCAAACCUGACUCCGUGCCUCUUCACUGACAUUACCAUCCCGGACUACAUUUCGCGCAUACAGCGCGGAAAAUGCUGGGUCUGCGGUGGCGGACGCACCAUCUGCCCUGGUUGCACAGAAGUCCCAGAUAAAUUCGAUGCAUUCAUGGGCUGUGGAGUUGCUCUUGCCUGUCCGCUCUGUAUGGGGCUGGACUUCUGCUGGGAGGAUAAAACCUUCUGGCAGACUUACUACCGGAAGAAGCCACCGAAGGAAGAGAAAAUUUCACAUGAUAGGCGUGUCAAUCGCCGUCGUGCAGAGCUAGGAUAUCCGCCCUACUCGGAGGAAGUCACUGAGUCUGGGUAG